GUGUGUGUGCACGCGCGCGCACGCUCUUUUUUCUGGGAAGAGGAUCUCUAGCAUUCACAAGAUUCUCAAAGAAUCUGGGGCUGAAGAAAGGUAAGAACUGUCUGGAUAUUUUCUGACUUUCUUUAUGUUUGCACUCAUCAGAACAAACUAGGACAAAGUGGUUUUGAAAAGCAUGCACGUUUGUAGCUCAUUGUUUCAUUUUCACAUCCUCAGAUAUAAGUAUAUAAAAUUGGCCUCAAUUGUUCAUCUUUGAACAUACUCAGAUUGGGGCAAUACCACAUAAAUAGCAGCUUUCAGGUGACUCCCAAAGUUGGGUUCUACAAGUUCUUUCAUGAAUGGUCAAGGACCUCUCAGAAAGCCUUAAGACAAAAUGCCUUCUACAAAGUAGUCUCCUUUUGAAAUGAGAGUGGUAGCUGCUUUCCACAAUCUGGAUUUAAAUUCAUUUCAUCUGACCCCUAUAGGCUGACGGUAAUAAGCAUUCAAUAUACAGGGCUUUAUAUAGAACGCAUGCUUUUUUCAUCGUCCAGCAACACUUCAAGGUGAUUUACGUAAUUGAUCCAAAGUCUCACAGUUAGGAUGUUGUUGUGCUAAUCGUUGUGAAAAGACAACCGUUUUGUCAAAUCCAAGAAAAGGCCAUGUUUGUAUCUUUAUGAAUUGACACCUCAGUAAAUUAGAAACAAGGGUAAGCUUGUUUAGCACUUAAACAUGUUGAACGUUUUUAUUUUCCUGAGAGAGUAGAAUUACAACUUUGGGUAGGUCUUCUUCUAUCUUGUUUUCCCAAGAAAUGGGAAAAAGACCCUUUAGUGUUGCUGUAGAAAAGUGUGGCAUGUCACUUCUUGUUUAAUUAACCAAGCUGUUCCCUUCAAUGUAAUAUUCUUUUUUGAAUAGCGCUGAAGUGUGUUGCCUCUUGAAGGCUAUGAGGGGAUUUUCACCACCACUAGUAUAACUUUAAUGUUAUUUACUAUAUGUGAUGCGAACAAUUAUAAACCUGAAGGUAACAGUGGAAAUUUGAGGAUAGAUUGAAAGAAUCUCUCAACAAUGGGGGAGACUGCCUUAUACUUGGAGAACAGGAAGUUUUGGAAAAUAUUACAACUCCGUGUAUUUUGUUUCAUUAACACAAUUAUGUACCUUCUCUUUCAUGUACCCCCUGCCAUGUAUCUUUAUUUUGCCUAAUCCCAUUUCAGUCAUCAGAUUUUACUUUUUUAUUCCAUUUGUAACCUGGUAACUGAGAACAGAGGUUUGAGAGCAUAUAUUCCCCUGUGCUUCUUUAGGUAAUUGACUACCCUAUUAAGAUAAUUGUAUUCACUUUCUGAUAACUCUGAGAAACAGAGUCAUUUUCUUGGCCUGUGCUAAACUGGAACUUUUCCAUGGCAAUUUGUAUCUUUAACUUUCUUUGACACACUUAAGAUUUUAAUCAAGACACUGUUCAAAUUGUUUCAAUUUCUGUAGAGAGCAAAUCUCAAUAAUUUCAACGCAACAAAUGUAAGUUUGUGAUUUAUAGCCAUGUUCAGGGAACACAUGAUUAAAAGAAAAAACAUUAGUAAUGCAAAGAGCCCUGUUUUGGAAAUCUCAAAUCUUUGCUCGGUGACCUCCAUGGGCAGCUAUAAUCACCAUCAUCACCCUCUCCACCUCACAGGGUAGUCAGUGAUAAAAUGGAUAUAAGAGAGUUUUAUAAUAGGCAGGUCCUUUAUAUGUUUAAAAGGGAAGCUAUAUUUUAAGUACCUAUUACGUGCAUACAAAACCAUGCUCAAUUAUGACUUCAAGUAAGCAUUUCAGCCAAAUGGAAUCUCCCUGUCUGGAUGCAGAGCUUGGAGUCUGGAUCACUUGAUGGGUAAAGACAAAGUAUGUUCUUUAUAUUCUAGAACCAAUCCUGACUAUAGCAUUUGUGCCUCAGAAAGUUCUGAUUCACUGGGGCUGAGUACAAAUGAAUAGGCUGGUUCACUGAGGAGCUCCUUUUAAUGGAAAUAUUUACUUUGCUCGCUGGAAACAAAGGAUUACAGUGCCAGUAACUUGAGAAAAGGAGCUGCAGGCUAGGUCUGCAGAGAAAACAUGAACUGGGAAAUAAAGUAAUUUGGGGUUGAGUUUGGUCUGCACUUUCAUUCAGGCCUCAGAACUGCAUGACAUAGAGCAAUAGAAAUAUACUCUCCACGGCAUAUAAGGCCUUCCUUUGGGGACCUGGAAGGAAACACUGUCCCAAAUCGAUAGAGAAAUGACGAAGCCUCAUAUUCGCCAAGGCCGGGUGAUUUUGGCAUAAACUUGGCAAGGAAAGCAAAUGAGAAGGCAGACAAGGGGGUGGGUGGAGGAAAGCUUGCCUCAGCCCAGCAUCUCAGCGUGAGUUGUGGAGGCACGUUCAUUGCUGCUAAAAACCAGUCAUCUUAGUCAUGGGUUUUAUUGCUUCCUGGGACCACUAAUCCCAAACCACCCCUGAUUCAGCAACUUCUUGUUCUCCUUCUCCUCUUAAAUAGUAGGUUCUGAUUUUUUUUUUUCCUGUGUCUGCUUAAUCAUGUGACCUCCUGUCACCUGGAGGGCAGGCUUUCUCCUUAUCUCUUCCAUCCACGUCAGUUGGUAGCUAAGAGCUCCAGGCUCAGGAAGGCUGGACUCCCCUCUGGGUGGAAGGGCCGAUCUCAAGGUCAGCAGCGGAAGGAGUUGGACCCAUUCUGCAGUCACAUCACAGGUCCAAGACAGGCUAGCCGGGGUGCAGCUGUUCACGAGAGGAGAACAACGGCUGCGUUUAUCCUGCUUCUCCUCCAUAAAGAAACCUGGUCAUUUUAUUUGUACUGCUGUGGGGAAAAUAAAAAAAAACAAAGUUCAUGCUACAUUAAAUAUCUGGGCCUCCUGCAUUAUCAUAAAUCUCAUACUGGGGGAGGGUGCCCUCUCUCUCCUUGUUUCUUUAAUUGCAAGUGGUAAUGAAUUGAGGCCUGAUGGAUGAGGCCUUUGGGGUGGAAAAUAUAUUUGUUUUUAUUUUCUCAAAGUACUGAACCUUGUCAUUUCCACGUGGACUUCUCCACAAAUGGCAAAGUCCCUUAUCUGCAGAAUUUCCUGCACCUCUUUUGCGUUUGUGUACCCAUUACCCCCCUGAACUGAAUUUGAAAAAAUAAUUUAAAAUGAAAACCAAAUCAUCCAUAUUUUUAUUCUUUGCCCGGGGUGGGGGUUGGUGAAUAGCAUGAUUAAAAGAGCAGAUGACCCUUUCUUUCCUUGCCUUUCUCCUCCACACACAAUAUCCAGGAAGGAGAGGGAGAGAGGGAAAAAGAUACACGAGCCUUGACUGCCAAAGACUCUGAAAACACAGUUUGCAAGGACUUCCUGUUUGUUUCCUGUUUGGGUUUUUUGUUUUUGUCCCUAUAGGAAAUAGUUUGUGUGUGUGUCUGUGUGUGUGUGAAAGAGAGAGAGAGGGAGGGAGAGAGACUGACUUAGAGUCAGAAUCACAUAUGAAAUAAAACCCCACAUUUAGCUCGGAGAUGUAUCUGAAUGAACAGAUAUAUGCAAGCGUAAACAUUAAUGAGUGGCUCUUCAUUGUGUGUUAACUGCUCUCUAAUAAAUUACCAGGUAAUUAAUGAGGGCUCUAGUUAUACUUCGAGUUGUCUAUCUUAAGCAUUCAUUUUCAUUAAAACUUCUGCUGCCAGGUUAAAGCCGUUAGUAGCCAUCUUGUAGAAGAGAACAGAUGUGACUUUCACAAAUAGAGCCGCCAAUGUGAGCCACAUAUGUAGUUUUAAAAUUUUCUAGCAGCCACAUUAAAAGUGCAAAAAAAGUGAAAUUAACUUUAAUGAUGUAGUUGAUUUAACUCAGUCUAUCCAAAAUAUUAUCAUUUCAACAUGUAAUCAAUAUAAAGUUAUUAAUGAGAUAUUUGACAGUUUUUGGUACUGACUCUUCAAAAUCUGGUGUGUAUUUUACACUUACUACACAUCUCCAAUCGGACUAGCCACACUUCAAGUGCUCAAGAGCCACAUGUGGGUUGGCUGUUGCAUUGGACAGCAGGGCUAGUGUCCGUCUGCUGUUUCACAGUAUUGAGAAGGUCCUCCUACAGCGUAUGUGUAUUUUUGUUGUUACAAGAGAAAAUGGAAACCAAACGCUACAUGUUACUUGAGUACUGCGGUGUUUCCCCAAGUGCAGGACACUAGGAUCAAGAGCUGCCCUGUGGAAAAAUAGAUUCGGUGAUGAAAUAAGGUAGGAAAGUUCUAUUCUUGUACCCCCUUUUGGAGAUUUACAUGGUGUGCUAACAUAGCACAGACUCUGAGAAAACUCUCUUGGGUAAAGGAACCUAUUGGAAGUUGAGUUCUGUGUCUGUAAGGUUCCACCUCCUGAGUGUGACUGUUACCCAGCUACCACUAUAACAACAUGGUUAGUCUGGCAUGGUACAUUUAUGGUAUGCUUAUAAUAUUUUUUUUUCCUACCGAGGUGUUCUAACACCCCUUGCCUCCCCCCGCCCACCCCGCCAGGCCCAUGAAAGAUACCAAAACAAUGGUUCUGUCCCUGAGUAUUUAUCCCUAUUAAUUAUCUUGCCCUCACAAAAACCUGAGGUCAUUCUUUACUACACUUUUGGGGACAAGAAUUCUGGAAAUUGCCACAAGUGUCUCUGCGUAAGGAAAACUGUCUUCCCCUCCUCCACUCUUUUCAGAGCCUAUCUCUACUUAUUCUUUGUAUUCAGAAUCACCCGAGAGCCAAGAUAUGUCUUCUUGAUCUAGAACCACCUACUAAAUUGAAACCAGCAGAUGGCUGUAAUGUCUUGUACGUGGACCAGAUUUUCAGAAAGUACCCAAAUACACACCUUCCUCUCAUUCUUUCAGAAAUGAUGAGAACUCUACAAAGAUGAGGGGAGAAACAUCUGAAUGUGUGUAUGUGUAAACACAGAAUACAGUUUCAUAAGUAGAGUAAUACCGUUCCUGCUAAUGCUUUUUAAAAAAAUAUUUUGUGUGUGGUGUUAAUUUACAUGCUUUAGUGUGUACUGUUAUUGUAAAGUGUGUAAAGUAGUUGUGACAGCAAUCAGUUUGAAGAAGAUAUACACUAUACUUAACAACUGUCAAUCUUUAGUAAAUGAUCUUUUUGCCUUUGUUUUAGUGGGACCUCUGACGCUGCCCCUGUAAGUUUUGUUUUACGAUCUGUACUGAAGUGGCAAUUACCAGUUAAACAACUUCUGUCGCUGAAUUUGGUCCAUGUUGACUGUAGUAAUGCUUAUAUGUGGAUGUAUUUAAAUAAGAUUGAUUUAAAUGAUCUGUUUUGUCUCUGUUUUUUAGCACUUUAGUAUUUCAAUAUUAGAGAUGUCUUCUGAAGACUCUAGCAGCAGUAGAAUCCCUUCGCUCUUGAAAACGCAAAUUAUACCAUGAGUUUCAUAUAGACUUUCCAGAAGUAGGAGUGGAACGUUCUAAGUACAAAAGUUUGGCUUUAGAAUCUGUCUGAUUAGGAAGGGUAGUCCAUUCCCUAAACAGGUAACAGCCUUCCCAACUUUGAACAUCUGGGGGAGCUCUACUUGGAAAAGAAGUCUGAAUUUUAAUCUCAUGGAUUUAAUGGCGCUAAAUUAACACAAAUUUUUAAAAUGGAUUUUGUAGAAUCCAAUUAUUAGGGGAAAUCAUUUAGCAAAGCCAUAUACUGGGGAAUAGUCAAACACCACGUGCUAGUUUUGGAAUGUGCAUUUCCCAAGUGAAUAGAAUUUACUUCACCAAAAAGAUUUUUCUGCACAAUUCACAAUACUUACAGAAAUAUGAUUGUAUCAUUGGAGAAAAAAAAAGCUCACCUCUCUAAUGAUACAUUUCACAUUCACUAGUAAACUAGUGUAAUUCCUUAAUUAUUUGGGGGGGGGGGGGAUGCAAAAGAAUAAUCUGUCCAUAGAAUAUAACUGCUUAUUCCUAACUGUAUUUAGGAACGAAUAUAUACUAUUAUCUAAAGUACUAUUGAAUUUUGAAGAACUGCUCAAUAAAUUCGUAUUAUUAAUAAAAUUGUACUCUUUACAUUUGCCUCAGCACAAAUGCAGUUAAAAACAUAAAUUUAUUUUAAAAUACACCAAAUAAUACACAUUAGUUAUCAUGACUUUAAAAUUCUAAUUUCCAAUAGCAUUAAAUCCCACACCAGUUAUGUGUUGUAUAUAACUAAAAUGUUUAAAGUCUUGCACACAAAAUGAGAGGCUUCUUCAAAAAUGCCUUUUUUGCCAAAAACAGGUUCUACGACCUAUUGCUAAUUAUUAUAUUUCUUUAGGGGUACUUUGAAGCGCUUUCAAAGACAUAUCUGUAGCAGUUAGAUCUAAAUUUAGAGCAGAACAUUCUGUCAGAUAUUUUGCCAUAUCACAAAAUGUUGUAGUACUGUAUUUUAUAAUAAAACCAAAUUCUCAUAUUCUGGUGUAUUAUGUAUUAUUAUAGCAAAAAAACACUUUCUAGCUGUCUAUUAUUGUGUAUAUAAUAUUUUAAGAAAAUAAUGGGUAUUUCAGUCCAAGCAAGAAAGUAUAAUGCAAUACGUGACAUCCAGUUGAUCUUUAGUCAAAAUCCAUUUAGGUAUUUGACAGGGAAACUAGCAAUCAUACGCUUGAAUGUAUACAUUAUUCUCAAGAACAAAAUGGCAAACGAUAAUACAUAAAGACAUAGUCACUGGGGCAAGUUAGCUGGUGUGCAGACUGAAAAGGAUCAACUUGCCAAUGCUCAUCAGAUUUUUUGUUAUUGGUUGUUCCUGGAAGGGGAAGUGCUACAGUCAGUUGAUGUUGCCUCCCCUUAGGUGGGGGACUUGCUCACAGUCAGUGCAUGGUAUAGUGAAAUCUCUUUGGAAGCAGGGUUGAGUCAGAAGCUUAGAGAUGCACCUCACUGUCUUUAAAACUGCUGUUACAAUGUUCUGAGCACUGUGAUCUUUCCAAAUGUGUUUUCUGUAUUUGUUUUGUACUGUAGAAAAUAAUACACCAUAAACUGGACUCUGUAGUGUUUCAAGCAAUGUUAUUUAUUGGCUUAUUGCCCCCCGCAUAUUUAUGGACAGUUUACUUAAUAAUAUAAAACCUGUGAUAAUCCUUUGCCUUAAAAAUAAAAUCUAAUGCUAAAUAUUGAGUGUGCUCUAAUAAUUUUAAGCUACAGAUUAAUUUUUCCUUUAACACUUAAGAAAGUGUCAAAUAAAAUAGUACACGAAUACUCUGUGGAGUGUUGCUGCCUAUUCUGUUCUUGUGACAGUGUGUGUAUCUUGAUCCAGGACAUGAUGACCUGCUGGGUUCUAUAAAUAGAUAUUAGUAAUCCUUUUAGAGAAUGGGCCUGGCACUUAGCUGUGAGCUGAAUACCUCCCCUUAACUCUUAUAAAUAGAUUUUCCCAUGCCACAGAAGAAUGAAGAAAAACAGCCCUUCAUGUUCUCUCUCUCUACAAUUUUUGUCUUGAUUCCUACUGAAUCUUCACAUUUUAUUUGUGUUGCCAUCAUAUUCCUAAAUAGAAAAAUGCCAGAGAUGCCUGAAGAUGGAUGAAAUCACCUAAUUUCAGCAGGGAAAGGGAUCUUGCAAUUAUUCAAGUGCAGUUUCUUAUGGAACAGUUAGAACCCGAGUUGUAGAGAGGUUUAGUGACUGCUCAAGCUCUGAGCGACAAGGGUGGGCUGACCCCAUCCUGAUGUCCAGAAGAUUGUCACAGCUCCAAUAAAUGAAAAGGAACUGUGUUAGUCCUGGGGCUGGCACACAGCAGCAAGUAGAGGGAGAUAUGGCGUGGGCUAGAAAACCAUUUCCUUAUUAGGUCCUGGUCUUCGCCUGGCUGAUUUAAUCAGUUAUAGAGGAAUAUAUUUUGAAGGCAGUUUUUCUGCGAAAGAAAGCGUUGGCUCUUAGGGAUUAUCACAGAUGCUCUUUCACCCUGGAAGCAAUGCUUCAGACUUGGCCCAGUGAAAAGGUACAUCCUGGGUGCGUGAUAAUACACUUGUACUUUGAAAAGCAUCUGUGUGGUCUGCUUAUUUUUAAGUGACCGGAAACGCUGGUCCUUUGAGGAAUUAGGCGUUAUUUAGGUCCAGAAAAGAGAGACUGGGCUGGAAAGGCAUCCUGACCCCGAUUCCGGGCCCCAUGGGCUGCGGGUUUUCGAAGGGAUGUGACGGUUUCCCACGCGAGCGCCGACCAAAGGGCUCUAGGACCCAGCGGCUGCGCGCGGGGCCGGCGGGGCCCGCCGCCUCCUGUGGGGCUCGGCGCGGGCUGUAGCUGGGCGCGGGUUCGCGGCCUGCCCACGGAUCGUCACCGCAGAGACGCGGCGGGCACUGAGGCGCGCGGGCGGCGCACGGUGCGCGUGGGCGUGGCCCGACCCGGCCGCGCGCCCCGCCCCAGCCCCGCCGGUUUGCUUGACCCCAGGCCCAGCUCCAGGGCCCGGGUCUCGCGCCCUUGGCGGGCAGCGCAAAGCGCGGGAGCAGUUGGGGCCGGGCAUGCCGGGAGCCCCCGGGGCAGCCGCCGCCGCCGCCACCACCACCGCUACCGCCACCGCGUCUGUCGCCGGUGCGCGCCGCUGACGCGCGGAGAUGAAAUUCCCGGGCUCGGUGCUGGCGUCCGUGUUCCUGUUCGUGGCCGAGACGACGGCGGCGCUGUACCUGAGCAGCACCUACCGCUCGGGCGGGGACGGCAUGUGGCAGGCGCUGACGCUGCUCUUCUCACUGCUGCCCUGCGCCCUUGUGCAGCUCACGCUCCUCUUCGUGCACCGCGACUUCAGCCGCGACCGGCCGCUCGUGCUGCUGCUGCACCUGCUACAGCUCGGGCCACUCUUCAGGUGUUUUGAAGUCUUCUGCAUCUAUUGUCAGUCAAGCCACAUCGAAGAGCCUUAUGUCAGCAUCACCAAGAAGCGACAGAUGCCAAAAAAUGGCCUCUCAGAGGAAAUUGAGAAGGAAGUGGGCCAGGCAGAAGGCAAGCUAUUCACCCACCGAUCUGCGUUCAGCCGGGCAUCAGUGAUCCAGGCUUUCCUGGGCUCAGCCCCCCAGCUGACCCUGCAGCUGUAUAUAAGCGCCCUGCAGCAGGACGUCACUAUCGGAAGAUGUCUCUUCAUGGUUCUCUCCCUACUGUCCAUCGUGUAUGGAGCCUUGCGCUGUAACAUCCUAGCCAUCAAGAUCAAAUACGAUGAAUAUGAUGUCAAAGUGAAGCCCCUGGCCUAUGUCUGUAUCUUCCUCUGGAGGAGCUUUGAGAUUGCCACUCGAGUCAUUGUCCUGGUCCUCUUUACCUCUGUCCUGAAGACCUGGGUGGUGAUAGACAUACUCAUCAACUUCCUCACCUUCCUCUUCUACCCCUGGAUCCUCUUCUGGUGCAGCGGCUCCCCCUUCCCUGAGAACAUCGAGAAGGCCCUCAGUCGGGUGGGCACCACCAUCGUGCUGUGCUUCCUCACCUUACUCUACGCCGGGAUCAACAUGUUCUGCUGGUCAGCGGUACAGCUGAAAAUCAACAACCCCGACCUCAUCAGCAAGUCCCAGAACUGGUACCAGCUGCUGGUGUACUACAUGUUGAGAUUCAUCGAGAACGCCUUCCUCCUCCUCAUGUGGUAUCUUUACAAGACUGACAUCUAUAUGUAUGUGUGCGCACCCCUGCUGAUCCUGCAGUUGCUCAUCGGGUACUGCACGGCCAUUCUGUUCAUGAUCGUGUUCUAUCAGUUCUUCCACCCUUGCAAAAAGCUCUUUUCCUCUAGUGUUUCUGAAAGCUUUCAGGAGUGGCUAAAGUGUGCUUGCUGUGACUGCAGGCGGCGGAAAUCCUCUGAGUCUGCAGAAAAGACAGAUCUAAGGUCACCCGCAGACAGAGAGGAAACCCCUUCUAGCAGUAAAAUAAGUUCUAUGCCCAGCCAGAUCUUGAAUGCCGAUGAGCUCUUUUCUGCUUAAUGGGACCUGAGUCUCUUGAGGCACAGAUGUAUUGUUUGCUGGGUUGAUGCCUGUUCUUCAUACAAGUGAUGGGCCCUGCACAGUUAACAAAGCAGGACGUUAUCUCUCAACUCCUUGUGAGUCUCUCCCCUUUAGAGAGCUCUUGGGCGGGCAUGUGGGAACCAUGGAGAGAAGCCAGGGAAACCCCUGAGUGUUGCAGGGGCAACCUAAGGCACCACCAUUCACAGUUGACCAUGUUCUCCCAGGCGUUACUGGCCUUUUCAUUGACAAAGUACCCAUGAUAUCUGAGUUGGGCUGGUUAGAUCUGUCAGGUAGAAUGAGGGCAGGGGCUUACUUGUUUUCUAGUUUUCUGGACUGCUGGUCUAGGUAGCCUAAUGUUUUAUUAUCCCUGAACGUAGUUUUCACCCAAGAGCUGUCUGAUGACCACAGAUGGUUACUGGGGUUUUGCCAUCAGCCACAACAUUCCUGUCAGAGUUUUCAGAGAGGGCUGUUCAAGUUUGGUUUUUGAAUAGACAGAUGUUCCAUUUUCAUCUCAUUCGGGCUCUUUGUACAUAACCAACUGUAGCAGCCUUGGCCUGCUAUCUCUAAUUGACUCAAAAGUCUGGAUUUGGAGACUUUAUUCUCAAGGAUCCAUGGAUGCAAAGUUGAAUUCUAAAUUUGGUUAUGGAAGCCCUAGAAUUUUAGGAAAGUUGUGUUCCUUCAGUAUGUUGAAGAAACUCUGGAUCAAGAGGGUUGUUAAAAUAUCAAAGUGAUUUAGGCUUUUAUAAGCAGAAUUCUUACCUUCUUGUGAUGGUUUAAGAUGAAUCUGCUGGAAGGUAGGCUUAACCUCAUCGAGGUUCAGUCCUGUCUUACAGUUCUGGGAAAUUUCUAGUAGAAUUUGCUAGGAUUUGCCUUCUUAGGAAAGAAGAAAGUAAAACUCAUAGUCUUUACUCCACCUCUUCCUUGCCUGUCAGGAAAGUUUUAGACAAGAGUUACCUUGGUUAACCUAAGUUUUUCUAGAAAACUCCACAGAAAUUUCUCACCUAGCAUAUGUAUAUAGGCCAUUUUAAUUUUCAUUAUUUGAAGGAAAAGGGUUCCCCAACUUCAGUUAGAUGUUGACUUAAGAAACUUUUAAAUUUUGCAAAGAGCUGACAUGACCAGAGAUUUUUAUCUUUAACUGAAUGCAUUUUGAUUUGGUAUGAUUAUGAGUUAAUUUGAAUAAGAACUUCAAUCUUAUCCUCCUACACUCUCCUAUCUUCAGUAUAAUUUCUCCUUUGAUCUGGAACCGUAUUUCUUUCAUAAAAGGAUUUGUAGAAUAUCCUCAGUUGUCUUGGAAAAAUGCCUGGAUCUAGUACCAUUAUUUCUACCAUAAAAACCUUGAUAAUGAAACACCUGGGAGCAGGUGACCUGUCACUGACGAGGCUGGACAUUGCAGGUCGAUCAGGGUUGACAGUCUUAGGACCCAUAAUGGCUGAACUUUCUGACCCAUCGAGUUUCUAACAGCUAGUUUGUCAGGGUACAGGUUAAAAUGGUGAGUUUGAGUAGGAGUUGUGGUCAGAAUUAGACAGGGAUGGAGAGACUGGUACUUCCCCAGCCUUGGUUUGGAAGCCUGUCUCAAGAACCACUACAAAAUCUGGGCCUUCAAAUACAUUUAAAAUCAUUUUAAGGUAGAAUAUAGGUAAGCAUAUUGAGUGACCCCAAACCAAACUGACAGUGAUGGUCUGUCACACUCCUAAAGCCCAAUUAUAAGCCACAUUUAAAAGGAUAAAGAGGUUUGGUAACUAAAUUGAACAUUUUGUCAUCUUUAACUCUUGAUAUGCAGAUACCCCUGCUUUGGGGCCAUAUAUGUCUAGUCACUUUGGGGAAGAGAAACCACUGCUUUUUUUCUUCAUGGCCACAAUUUAAGUCAUAGUGAACUGAGAAAUCUUGUUUUUAAAUUAUUUGUAUUAUACCUCUGAAAUGGCAAAAUUAUAGCUCAGACUGCAGAACUAGGUUGCCCUAAAGACAAACAAACCAGCAAAUUUCCUCCUAUCUUGAGAGUUAAAAUGUCUUUUUCAGUAAUAAUUCCAAUUUUUAAAACUCUCCGUGCUUUGUCUAAUUAAUUAUAUGCCAUAACUUGUCGCAACAGAUACUCCAGCUGAUUCAUUAUCAUUUGGCUGGAUGGAGGUGAAGUGUUUCCUCGAAAUAUAUUGAAAUAAGAUCAUCAAACACGUUUAGACUUUCUUCAUUACUGGAGACAGUGCAGUGUAGAGGCUGGCAUCUCCCUGUCCAGCCCUGCAAGUGAGUUCAUUGUUCUAUGCCUCAGUUUCCUCACCCACAAAAUUUGCAUGAGAUACUUGCCCGGGCUACCUCACAAGGUUGUCAGAAGAACAAAUUAAAUAAUAGGUGUGAAAAUGCUUUGAAAAUAUUUUUGAAGUGCCAUGCAUGUUUAAAGGAGUUGUUUUUAUAGUUAUUCAAAUCCAUAACAGGUUAUUGUUUUGUUUUGUUUUGUUUACCGUUAGAGAAGAAACAAGUAGCAUCAUUCACAUGAGUGUCUUAAGUGAAUAUGUCGGCCUUUGGCCUUACGGAAGGACAAGUGUAAAAUGGCCUUUAUUCUUGGAGAGAACUCAACAGUUGCCCUUUCUCUUACCAUCAGUUGCUUAUAAAAAUUAGCACCCAAACAUAUGGUACUUGGAGGAAAAAGACCCACUGAAAUCUGAGAAAUUGCUUUUGAUAACAAAUGAGCUUAUCAUUUUUGUAUGUCAUCUUUCAUAAAGGAUAUAGCAGCAUCUUUUGUUAAUUUUGCUUUACAAUUUGAAUGCCUGAUCCCGCUAGACUUUAAUUGAAUGUGGGUAUAAUUUUUUCAGCCUUGUAAAUGGGAAAAAUAAACUUUAAAAUCGAUUGUCAAAUACAGCAUUUUCUUGGAAACCUCCUUAGAACAUUAGUGCUAUGGUUAUGACUAUGUGUCAGUACUCCUCAGCCAGUACAUUGUGGAUGUGAGCUUUUGCAGGCUGCUUCUCUGCAGCCAUUCGCUCUAAUAAAUAUUGUUUAUGUUUCUUCAUAUAAUAAAUUAAUUUUUCAAUUUC
This is a messenger RNA of Balaenoptera acutorostrata (minke whale), 12816 nucleotides long. RefSeq names its product X-linked Kx blood group antigen, Kell and VPS13A binding protein (gene XK). The record is from RefSeq and is a predicted model, not a curated record. Lineage: Eukaryota; Metazoa; Chordata; Mammalia; Artiodactyla; Balaenopteridae. The transcript has 3 exons. Bases 8438 to 9772 code for a protein of 444 amino acids. Gene Ontology annotation, cellular component: membrane.